Molecule: messenger RNA, 2255 nt
Organism: Ostrinia furnacalis (Asian corn borer)
Lineage: Eukaryota; Metazoa; Arthropoda; Insecta; Lepidoptera; Crambidae
Product: gastrula zinc finger protein XlCGF26.1-like
Exons: 2
Coding region: 102-1772 (556 amino acids)
Biological process (GO): regulation of transcription by RNA polymerase II
Cellular component (GO): nucleus
Molecular function (GO): zinc ion binding; DNA-binding transcription factor activity, RNA polymerase II-specific
Source: RefSeq, a predicted model, not a curated record
UUUUUUAAUCUGUUGUCUUCAUCCGUCCGUCAUCGAGUAUGUUUGGGUUUCUUGUCGAUUUAUUUUGUGUAAAAUGAAAAUGGUUUAAUUUCUUAUUCAACAUGGAAAAUGUAAAAAAUACGUACUGUCGCUUUUGCGCAGAGCUUAAGAGCACGGACAAAGUGUUAAACUUGCAGCUUGACGACAGAAAAUGUGAUGAAAUACACUUGAAGCUUGCCUUUCUGAAUGCGUUGUAUGUAAACGUGAACAGUGACAAUAUUCUGCCGAAAACUGUUUGUUUCGUUUGUUACGACUCUUUGAACAAGGCUUACGAGUUCCUGGACAAGGUGAGACGGUCUCAAGAUGUGUUAUCGAGCCUGUUUUCUGGAAAUGAAGGCUUUAAAUAUGGGACAUCGGACGACGAUAAAGCAACUGGUUUCGACGAUUUCCUGGCCAACGACGACUCCGAUCAUGAAUAUAAGAUAGGUUGCGGUAUUAGCGGAGGUGUGAAUGUUAAAAUAGAGCCUUUCGAGUUCUCUGAGAGUAAUAUGGGUGAGGAUAUGAAGCAGCCAGGAAGUCCUAGCCAAGAAAACUUUAAUACAGACUCGCUAAAUGUGCAGGAUAUUAUUGACGCUGCGAUGUCUACUUCUAAUAUUACUUUGUAUGAGAAAGAUGUGUCGGAGGUGAGCAAGAAAGUGGUCAAAACAUGGAAGGACUACCCGUGGCUCUGUGCCUAUUGUAACAUUGAGUUCCUGGACAUGGACACCUUACGUUCCCACGCCAAGGUCGUCCAUGGCAAAUGCUCAGCGUUCAUGUGUGUGGACUGCAAGGUUGUUAAAAAAGAUAACUUCACCUCCUUCAUAAAACAUGUACGGAAACACAGAAAGAGUCUAAGAGACUAUUGCCAUUACUGUGAUGAAAUAAUUAAUCCAGGAGAAACCAAAAACAAACAUAUGAAAAAACAUUUUGUGAAACCUCAAGUGGCAUGUCCUGGUUGUGGUGAGAUUCAAAAAGAUGAGGAAGAGCUAAAAUUCCACCGUCAGGAAUUCAGCCAAACCAAGCACAAGAGAAGACCGAGAAGGAAAAAAGGCACACCGAUCACUCUAGAAGAAGUCACCUGCCAUUUAUGCAAGAAAAUAUAUAAGACACCGAAUAGCUUAAGAGAUCAUAUGAAAUUACACACAGUGGACCGAAAAAGAAACUACACGUGUGACCGAUGCGGAAAGAUGUUCUACAACAAAGGGACUCUUACGUCACACAUCAUGUCUCACGAUAAAGUUCGUCCUCAUGUCUGCAAAAUAUGCAACAAAUCCUUCCUAUUCCCAAACAUGUUACGGAGGCAUGUUGAAAUGCAUUCGGGCGUGAAACCAUUUCCAUGCGAAAUGUGUGGCAGAUGUUUCCGUUUGCAGUAUCAAUUGAAUGCUCACAAAAUAAUCCAUACCGACGCCAUGCCUCAUGUAUGUACGUAUUGUAAUAAAGCAUUCCGUUUUAAACAAAUUUUAAAGAAUCAUGAGCGACUGCAUACUGGUGCUAAGCCUUACUCGUGCUCUCAAUGCCAUAUGGAGUUUACGAACUGGUCAAAUUACAACAAGCACAUGAAAAGAAGACAUGGAAUGGAUACGUCAAAGAAGAAAAUUACUCCUGAAGGAGUAUUUCCAAUAAAUCCGGAGACAGGUCAAAUCAUGCAAGUUCAAGACCCAAUAGGGACAGAAGAAUGGAAGUCAAAGAUCAUGAUCCCAGCUAAAAGGGGGAAGAAAAAGAAAAAUAUUAAAGUUGAUAGUCACACUAAUUAAGAAAGGCCUUACAAAAUAUUAGAUUAUAAGCCACACCCAUAUUAUAUUGUAAAUACAAAAAUAGUUUUAGGUAUAAGUCUAGAAUAUUUUUAUAGAGAAGGACAACUUCCCUGCCCUGUGACUGGGUCAAAUGUGACUCACAUUUAUUUAAUGUUACUAUUGUAUUUACUUGUAACUGUUAUUAGAGAUUAUUUUUAUUUUCGCUUUGGUCUUAAAUUAAUUUGUAAAUAGCUUCUAUUUACUAGUUUCGAAAAUCCAGCAUAUCAGGACGAUCAUGUCAUGAUCAAAGCUUUAUGAUUGAAUACACUUCAAGGUUUUUUGUAGAAAAUGUGAUUCCCGAUGCAAUAACGCUUAAAAUAAUAUAGGAAAUAAAAUAUGUGCCAGGAUUUAUUUUUAUGAAAUUAAUGAAUUGCAAUAUUGGUUUAUUGAUAAACUUGUUUAUGUUAAGCACGUUUUUUUUAAAUAAUAUACCUAUCACAAGCA